This is a messenger RNA of Amoebophrya sp. A120, 3719 nucleotides long. NCBI's taxonomy places the organism in Eukaryota, Dinophyceae, Syndiniales, Amoebophryaceae. The record is from the annotation of a GenBank genome assembly.
GGCAAGAACCUCGUCUACACCGCCCCCACAUCGGGCGGAAAAACGCUGGUCGCCGACAUUUUGAUGAUGCGAAGGUGUCUCUACGAGGGGAAGCGGGCGUUGAUCCUCCUUCCCUUCGUCGCAAUGUGCAACGAACGGAUCAAGGCCCUGCAGCAAGUCUGGGGUCACCUGGUGCGGGUGCAGGGCUUCUUCGGGCAGGCGCAGACUGGCAACUGGUACCCGGCGGUUGACGUCGCCGUGUGCACGUAUGAGAAGGCCAAUUUACCCUGUGCAAAAGUAUCGCACUCGUGCAAAUUCUAGCACAGUGCGACCGAUACCGAUUUUCUUGCUCAUCUUCAUUCGUCCGAAUUAUCCGAUGCAUGAACAAUUUCUCUCUAAACUAAAAACUUUGUCGUGACGUGAUUUCCAGUAGUACGAAGAUGCCAAUGCUUUUGUCAUGCAUACGAAUCCCUGAUCAACAAGUGGAUCGAGGAGCGACAGCUGCACUUGAUCGGAACCCUAAUCGUAGACGAGUUGCACAUGAUCACGGACUAUCAAAUGCAAAAAUGUCUGGGUCUGGAAGAAUGGAACUUGUGAUGCUAACUUUGGACUCUAGAAAAAUCUGUAAAGUAAUGCAUGGCCAGCGAAAGGAGUCUAGUUUGUGCUACGCGGGGAGUGCGUUAUUUGUCAUGCGGAGUAGGCAUCAGGAAGCCCGCUCAAAAUCUGUGAUGCGCGGUCGUGCAUUACAAACAUCCUGGGUCAUGCAGAACAUGCAUGACAAAUCUCAGAAUCUUCCAGACCCAGACAUUUUUACAUUUGAUACGGACGCGGACCGUGGCUGGAUACUAGAGCUGAUCCUCACAAAAAUUCGCCUGUAUUCACGCUUGUCCGUUGACGUCGACACCAGCAUGACGAAUCACGUUCCCGCGGGGGAAGAUGAUCCAGAUCCGCGGUUGCGGGUAACUUCUAGUCUUGCGCAAUGCCAAAGAACCACGAAAACCGCAAUCGCAAAAAAUCCGUUGCACCACCGGGAGCACGUGAUUCCGCAGAAGUUAGACUUGCAAAUCAUCGGGUUGUCCGCGACUCUCUCCGACUUGCCCGUGCUCGCGCGGUGGCUCGAUGCGGGCAUGUACAAUACCCGGUUCCGCCCGAUUCCGCUUUUGUACCGCGUCAAACUCGGACAGCACUUCUAUCCCUUUUCACCAGACGACAUAAAGAGGUUCAGGAAGCAUGUGCAAGAUUUCAACGCGGAGGUGCAAAGGAUAGAGGAAGAGGAAGCUGCGGAAACAGCUGGAUUGGCGGCAAAGGCGUUGCAGCCAGCAGGAGUUUUGCCGAUGGUAUUAGAUGGAGCGAACACCAGGGAGAUGGAAGAAGGUGUGCAACAAAUGGAAAUAGAGGAUGAGAAUCCUGUGCGGCUGCAGGCCAGCCAGAAAUUGGUGGAAGGGAGCCACACAGCGCCAAUACCCGGUGCGGGCUGCCCGGAUCAUAGCGGUGGAGGGAACGAGCAAGUAGACACAGGCGAGCCUCCGUUGAAGCGCACACGAAUCGAAAAUCGAAUGAUUAUGCACCCAAAACAACCCGCAGCCACAGGCGUUCCGGGUAGUGGUGGACCUGUUGGCGCGGCGAGCGCGUCAUCGGGUGUCACUGCUCAAAACUUCAGGCCGUUUUCCAAUACUUUCAACUACAACUACGCUGGUGGUCCUCUACCGCAGUCUACUUUCCCUUCGCUAAAGAAAAGCGCAGUCCCUGACGCAGUCAGUUUUCCGCAGCAAUCGGAACCUCCAGCUGUAGAGUCAGCAUCCAGUGGUCUGCUUCGACGUGCAAACGGAAUAAAUCCGCCUCGCCCACUACCUGCUAGCACUGGCCAUGUCUCGUCGUGUCUGAGUGGCAAUCUAACGUCAGAAGAGAAGCGCCACGCCCCUCCGCAGCCACCUCAGCCUGCACACACGCUAAUCUUGCCUCCAACACCAUCCCCAUCUGCUCAGCUCCAGCUGCCAACGGCGGCUGGUGCCCCGUUUCAUAAUAUGAUUACAAAACAAGCUCAUUCUGAGCCGCCAGGUAGAGUUCUGCCGCAGCAUCAAGCCAACAAUAGUCGCCCGUUGGGGUUGGCGCCUGACGAUCACACUCUUGGCGUUACGGAAGCGGCAGCGAAAGCGUUUUCAGCGUCGGUCUCUGGUGCUGAUGCGACACUAGGUCAUGCGAACGACACACCUUACGGACAUUCAAAGACAGCACCAGCAGGCCUCGAAGAGCAGCCUGGCACUGCCACCGCAGCUCAACCUCCUGUAGCUAACCAAGAACUACCCCAAACCGCGAAAUCUGCCCCAGCAGUGUUGCCUGCUCCGGUGCAGCACCCAUCGAAACCGAAGAACCUCCGCCAGCACUAUCCGAAAGAACUUUUCAAAAAGCCAGCGGUGAGAGCGCUCCACGCAGACAACAUCUUGCGCAUCGAUCAGAAGAACAAAAAUUCGAAAGAAAAUCUGCCACCCCUCCCAAAAAAAUUCACGCCGAUCAAGCCAGACCUGUUUCAGUUUUGCCCGCGCGGGCGGCAGCUGGUUCUUUACCAGUUUGAGAACGAGCAGAAAGACGCGGUCAUCACGACGACGUACGAGGGAAUGCUGAAAAACGAGUCUUGUCUCUCCUUUUGCAGCUCAAAAAAAUGGUGCGAGGGGCAAGCGGAAAAGAUAAGCAGUGCGGUCAAGAGCAAGGUCCUGCGAGAUCUGAAAGCGGAAAUCGGGUCGGUGGACGCGCUGGAACCGGAAGAGCUUUUGGCCGCCAUGAUCAAGAACCUCAAGGACUACAAGGCGCAACUAAAGAUCAUCGCGAAGGAGCACGAAGACGAAAAGGAACACCAACUGGCGCAGGAGCGACAAGAAACCGAACACUUCAUCCACGAUGAACAUCGAGUGAAGCAGCAGUCCUCUCCGCCUCCAUUUGCUUCGCCGGCGGGAGUUAUUGCGCUUGCGCAAUCCGCAACGCCGCAGCCGGGAGCUACUGGACCGCCGAAGGCACGUCCGCGCGAUUCGAUUCAGUCGUUCAUCUCCAGUUGCUUGUCCCAAAUCGACCCGAUCGAGGCCCGCAAAGAGAUGCAGAAAAGGAAACCAGUUCCGGCACACGCACCGAAUAUGACGACGAACGUGCAGCAACGGCGCAAUUCGCGGUGGAACAACAUUCCAACACAGAUGGACGGUAUCGUGUUCGAGGAGCCGCAGGUUGUCGAACAUCCAAACAAGAACGACCCAAACUGGAUGCACGCCGCCGAUCAUGCAAAUCGCAACUACUGCAGUCAGCAACGAACACCCACCAACUUGAUUCAUUCCUACCUGUGCAAAAGUGAGUACGGCGCUAUCGGCGUCCUAGAAAAACGGCUGGAGUGCAUCGAGGCACUAAAGAGCCGCUGUCCGUCGGGCCUUUGUCCGGUCCUGCGCAAUACCGUCCCACUCGGCAUCGCCUAUCACCACUCAGGAUUACUCACGGAAGAACGCGCGAUUUUGGAAGAGGCUUUUCGCACCCGAGUCCUGCUUGUUUUCUGCUGCACGACGACUCUUGCGGUUGGCGUGAAUUUACCCUGUCGCCGGGUGCUGCUUUGCAGUCUGAAAACCGGCCCGGUCACGGUCGACCUCCCGAGGUUUCUGCAAAUCAUUGGCCGCGCCGGCCGAGCGGGCUAUGACACGGAGGGGGAGUGUGUGGUGUGUGUGGAAAAGAAAGAAUCGAAGGUGAUUUCUGAACUGCUGACCGGC